Molecule: messenger RNA, 530 nt
Organism: Podospora bellae-mahoneyi
Lineage: Eukaryota; Fungi; Ascomycota; Sordariomycetes; Sordariales; Podosporaceae
Exons: 2
Coding region: 70-345 (91 amino acids)
Source: RefSeq, a predicted model, not a curated record
GUCCAUAACACAACAAUUCAACACCACCUCACCACCUCACCGACAUCCCAAACCCAGCCCUCUACGGAAAUGAACAAGUUCACCCUCCUCCUCGCCACCGCCGCUGCCCUCACCAGCGCGCAAUGCCCCCCUAACGCCCGCGUCUGCGGAAGCGACAUCCUCCCCGGCGGAAGCCUUGCUUGCGUCGGCAGUGAAACCGAGCUCGCGGUGAUCACCCCGGCCGGCAACUCGCCCGCCAACUGCAUCUUCCCUACCAAUGAGGACGACGUCCCUCAGGCGCGCGGGGCUUGCUGCUGUGCUGAUGAGAGGUGCUUCGCCAAUGGACUUGCUGCUAUUUGUGAUUAGAAGGGUUUGUGUUGGGAGUUCUUUGGGAAGAGUAGGAUUCGGUGAGUGAUGAGAUAGUAGGGAGCUUUUCUUUUGUUAUUUGUGAUUUGGUCGGGGUGUUUGUGGUGAUGCGGUUGGCUGGAUUCAGGGGUUAGGGGGAGUAGACGUGGAAUGGGUUUUGAUAGAAAAACCUAGGUAGAAAAGAC